AUGAAUUGAUUCAUGAAGGAGAAACAGGAACACUCCAACCCACACUGGACAAGAAUGACACUACGUACCACACGUUGCCUCCUUCUGAUUAGUGCACUGGGCUUCUUUGCACUUGACCACUUCACAAAAGGUCAGAAGAAUAGCACGUUAAUUUUCACAAAGGAAAACAUCAUUCGGAACUGUAGCUGCCCUGCAGACAUCCGGGACUGUGACUACAGUUUGGCCAACCUGAUGUGCAGCUGUAAAACUGUCCUACCCUUUACAGUAGAACAAACCAGCUACAGUGGUCAUCUGACCAUCUGGUUCACAGACAUAUCGGUGCUGGGACACCUAUUGAACUUCACGCUGGUCCAGGACCUGAAGCUUUCCUUGUGCAGUCCCAACACCCUCCCCACGGAGUACCUGGCCAUUUGCGGGCUGAAGAGGCUUCGCAUCAACACUGAGGCCAAGCAUCCCUUCCCAGAGCAGAGCUUGCUCAUCCACAGCAGUAGGGAUGACAACUCCAGAGAGAAGCAAAUGUCACACAAAGGCUGGCAAGCAUGUACAUUUAUCUCAUUCCUAGAUAUGGCUCUUUUCAACAGGGACUCAUCUUUAAAAUCAUAUAGUGUUGAAAACAUUUCCAACAUUGCCAGUGACUUUCCUGACUUUUCUUACUUUAAGACCUUCCCAAUGCCAAGCAACGAAAGCUAUGUUGUCACAGUCAUUUACUAA
This is a messenger RNA of Castor canadensis (American beaver), 711 nucleotides long. Lineage: Eukaryota; Metazoa; Chordata; Mammalia; Rodentia; Castoridae. The record is from RefSeq and is a predicted model, not a curated record.